UUUUACUGUCUUACCCAAGCUGGAAAGCCCCAGGGACUUUAAUACUUCGCCUGUCUCUGUUGAAAACACCAAUUGGGAACACGAUUCCACUUUGCUCUGAAAGUGAAACAUCUUUACCACUCCAACGCUCAAUUGAAAGGAAGACGUUUUCUGCGUGCCUGGCUUCCUUUAACCUGUUACCUACUUCUCAACGAACCUAGCAUACCCUCAUACUCCAGGAGUGACGGGUAUAAAUAGUUUAGGAAGGGCUAUCAAAAAGUUCAAUUGCUGCCCACGAAAGCUUUAAAUGCCAACAGUUAACUUUUUAACUAAAGACAAAAUUUAUUUUUGAAAAUUUUUUCCGUUAUUUUAAAUUAUACAUUUGCCUCGAAAAAUACAUUAUUUCUACUAGUCUCGACGCAGUGAUGUAAAUUGACACAGACUAUCCUACAUUCGUUGCCUACCGCCAGUUCAAGGUUUUGCCGUUAUCCGCACACUGUCACACUGCGAAAUAAGCCUGGACUACUUGGCGGGCAGUGAUAAGUCACAUUAACCAAGGCCCGCCCCUAAGGGCAGAAAUGGAGGAACGCAAGCUGCUGCGAGCGGUGAAAUCAACAAAUCCACUGGUCUACCUGGACAUUUCCAUCGGCAAGGAGGAUGCGGGUCGCAUGAUAAUUGAGCUGCGCAAGGAUGUUGUGCCGAAGACAGCGGAAAAUUUCCGUGCCCUGUGCACGGGCGAAUGUGGUAUCGGUACUCUGGGCAAACCGCUCCACUACAAGGGCACUAAGUUCCACAAGAUCAAACGAGUCUUCGUCGUCCAGAGCGGGGAUGUGGUCAAUAACGAUGGAACCAGUGGCGAGAGCAUCUACGGCCCAGUUUUCGAUGACGAGAACUUCGAACUCGCACAUAACGAGGAGGGCGUGGUCAGCAUGGCCAACUACGGCAAGCCAAACUCCAACAACUCACAGUUUUUCAUUUCGGCCGCGGGCUGUGAGAAUCUGAAUGAAACAAACGUAGUCGUAGGUCGUGUUUUACGUGGCUUGGGUAUUGUAGCUGAAAUGGAACAAAACUGCACUGACGAGGGCGAUCCCACGGCGGAGGUCGUGAUAAGGGACUGCGGAGAGAUAGCUCCCAAUGAGAACUGGGGCAUCGAGUGCAACGACGAGACGACGGACAAGUUGCCUGCUUAUCCCCAAGACUGGCCGCGCAAGCACGAUAAGUUCACAGCAGAUGCGGCGGUGGAACUUCUCACGAGCAUUCGCCAAUCCGGUAAUCACUUCUAUCAGCUUGGCCGCUAUCACGAAGCGCGGGCUAAAUAUCGCAAAGCGAAUCGCUAUUAUAGUUACCUGAGCAGACAGUUUGGCUGGCAGCAGCUGAACCCCCUCAAAAAACACCUUGUCGAUGAGGAUCUGCUCAAGGUUGACGGCUUCUCUGUGGUUAACAACAUAAAUGCAGCCGCUGUGGACCUAAAAGUGGGCAACUAUUUGAGCGCUAGAGAUGUUUGCAACGAAGCCAUUCGUCUAGAUCCCAAAUGUAGCAAAGCUUUCUACCGACGCGCCCAAGCGCAACGCGGAUUGCGCAACUACGAGGAGGCCAUCAACGAUCUGAAAACGGCUCACAAUCUUCUGCCGGAGAACAAACAGAUCGUAAAUGAACUGAAUAGCACCAAGCAGCUCCUGGCCCAGUACAACCGACAACAACGAAAUGCCCUUAAAAAUCUAUUUGCCUAGCUGGCAGCCAGUCACCAUUUUCAUGGCUUCUUUAAAUGUAAAUACUUAUUAAUAAAUAAAUGUUGAUUUACCAAGUCAGUGGUUUACCACAAGAAGGUAUAA
Molecule: messenger RNA, 1811 nt
Organism: Drosophila teissieri
Lineage: Eukaryota; Metazoa; Arthropoda; Insecta; Diptera; Drosophilidae
Gene: Cyp40
Product: peptidyl-prolyl cis-trans isomerase D
Exons: 6
Coding region: 558-1709 (383 amino acids)
Biological process (GO): protein peptidyl-prolyl isomerization
Cellular component (GO): intracellular membrane-bounded organelle
Molecular function (GO): peptidyl-prolyl cis-trans isomerase activity; protein binding
Source: RefSeq, a predicted model, not a curated record